AAUGCUUGGCUUCCCCUUCUCUGAUCAUCUCUCUCUCUACCUCACCAACUCUUUCGCUCUUUCCAUCUCCAUCAUGGCAAAGCUCUCUGAUUCCCGCAAUUCCAACCGUUCCGAUCGUCGAAACAAAUACCUGAAGCCGAAUCCGGGUGGCCGGAAAUCAGGUCCUCGGAAAUUGGCGACUCUAUUCCAGGGUUUGGGGCUCCAAGACAAAACCCUUCUUCUUUCAUGUUGUCGCCUACGUCCGCAAAGAGCCCUAGCCCUAACCCUAGAUCUGGAAUCCCGAGCGCACCUCCUACUCCCAAUGCACCGGUGAGGCACGGUCUCCGGCCACCGUCUCGCCUCGGGGCUCGGAUAUGCGGCAGGCUUUUCGCCGAUGAAUGCAGAAUGCACAAGCAGUGUGGCAACCGCCGCACUCUCUGUUGUGCUAGGUGUACUAGCUGCUAUAUAUUGAUUAUCGUUUCAAAGGAUGCAGGCAUCCACGACAAUUUGGGCUGCUCUCUCUAUGACUAUGAUUGGUGGCAGAGUCACUCUACUUGUGGUGUAUUACAGAAUGAUUGUAGUGUUUCAUUGAAGGGGAUUCUCUACCAUGGUUGGAGUUGGUCAAGUGUUGGAGGCGGAGCUUUGGUGCCGUCUCAAGGGUUUGGGAUUGAUUGGGUCGCAGGUCUCAGCUUGACUCCAACCUAUUGACAUGCUUCAUCCUCUCUACGUUAUUGUCAAGAAUUUUCAGGUUAUUGAAGAAGGAUUUGCUUUAUGGAACCAAACAAGCUUGGAGACAACUUGGCUGGGUUAGGGCAUGAUUCUUAUCCUGGUUGCAGAUUUUUCAAUGUCCGUAUUUCUGUUGGAAAGUGAUUGCUCCAGCUCUGCUGACAUAGUUAGUUUUCCCCCCUUCUUCUGGCUUUUGCGAACCCGUACAUUUCCUCAUGUAUUGGUAGCAGUUGUUUUAUUAGCUAUCUGUACUACAGUAGCAAUAGUAGUCAUAUGUAAACAGCUUCAACUUUAUAAUAUUAUUUUUCUUUUUCUGAA
This is a messenger RNA of Rosa chinensis, 1023 nucleotides long. RefSeq lists its product as uncharacterized. The record is from RefSeq and is a predicted model, not a curated record. The coding region runs from base 226 to 687 and encodes 153 amino acids. The transcript is spliced from 3 exons. NCBI's taxonomy places the organism in Eukaryota, Viridiplantae, Streptophyta, Magnoliopsida, Rosales, Rosaceae.